Eremomyces bilateralis CBS 781.70 is the source of this 357-nucleotide messenger RNA. RefSeq lists its product as uncharacterized. The coding region runs from base 1 to 357 and encodes 118 amino acids. The record is from RefSeq and is a predicted model, not a curated record. NCBI's taxonomy places the organism in Eukaryota, Fungi, Ascomycota, Dothideomycetes, Eremomycetales, Eremomycetaceae. The transcript has a single exon.
AUGGCCACCCUCAAACCCACCCCUUCCACCACCUUCCUCCUCACCACCUUCCUACCCGCCGAAACCUCCACUUACCCCUCCAUGACCCUCUCGAACGAGCCGCUUCUCACGGACGUGAACCCGCUGCAGACGGCCGCGCCGACGAGCGCGAUGCCGGAUCCUUUCAAUGAGACGUUUGCGCUGACGGAGGGGGCGAGCAUUAGUGGUGGAGGGGGGGAUGUGGUAGAGCAGGGAGGGGGGACGGGGGCGGCGGAGAAGAUGGAUGUGGCAUGGAGGGUGCCGGUGGUGGCAUGGAGGGUGCCGGUGGUGGCGAUGGUGAUGAUGGUGGUGAUGGGGGUGGUGUUUGCAGAGUUGUGA